Molecule: messenger RNA, 1132 nt
Organism: Chironomus riparius
Lineage: Eukaryota; Metazoa; Arthropoda; Insecta; Diptera; Chironomidae
Source: the annotation of a GenBank genome assembly
GUCAAUUAGUAAAAAUGCCAACAAUUCCACCAGCACCACCGCUUCCUCCCAUUUCCUGCUUUAUUAAAUCUACUUUCAUUGAUCCAAAUAAUAAUAAAUUUAUCUCAAAUCGAGUUGAAUUUAGAGUGUGUUUAUGGGCCAUUAAAGAUCCUGAGGUCCAACGAGCAUGCUUCUUUGCAAGAACUAGUCUUGAUUCAUCUCCAAAAGAGUGCAGCUACAUGAGAGUUGAUCCAAUUUUACAAACUGGACCAACCUGUGGAUUGUGUGCUCUGUCAAUGCUUUUCUGUGGAUUGCCGACAGCUGAUGAAUUACUUCAGAAAGCAAUAAAGCUUCAAUUUUCUAGAAAUGGUGAAAUGUUUUCUGCAAAUUGGCUCCUGCAGCUUUUAAAUGACAAUUUGAGUGUGGCAAAUGUAAAAUUUCCUGACCGAAUUCGUUCCUACCUUUUCGAAGGAGUUUUAAAUUCCGAUUUUAUCAAAGAGAAAUUAAGACAACAUUCUAUGCUGUUAGUACCUUAUGAUGCUGACAAGAAUCAUUCACCAUGUAUGCUCAAUGGUCAUAAAGCUCAUUGGACAUUGAUUUGUGGCUAUUUAAUUGAUGAUUCAGGAGAUUUCCACGUUUUUGCACGCCACGGAAAAACAAAAAAUCUCGGGUUAUUUUCACUAAAAGACUUGAGCGAUAGUAAUAGUAAUUUGAGAGAAUUUGCGCAGCCCGAAUGGCAUCCUAAUGAUACCUUCCUACUCCCAGAUGGUGGAAUUGAUGGAAAACUAGGCUUGAAAUCUAAAAGUAUUGUGGUUGAAGGUUUAUCUAAUGAAAUUGUUAAAGUCGUAUGACACUCAUAGUUUAUUUUAAUUAAUGUUAUUUGAAUUAUAUUUAUUUUUAUCUGAACUACUUACGUUACCAACUCUAUUUAUUUAUUUUCUAAUUGGAUGGUGUCUUUGUUGGAUUUAAAGCUGAAAUACAGGGAAUUUUUGUUAAAGGAAUAAGGAUUAGAGCUUUAAGGUUGUUUAGAAAAUGAUGUCAGUGUUUUAUAAAUUUGUGAACGACCUUAGUUAUGUUUUGUGAGAAACAGAAAAGACAAAAAACUAGCAAUUCACUAAGGUUGUACAUUAUUGGCUCAUAUAAUAGAAUCAUG